Messenger RNA from Centruroides sculpturatus (bark scorpion), 456 nucleotides. RefSeq names its product protein spinster homolog 1-like. The coding region runs from base 49 to 456 and encodes 135 amino acids. Lineage: Eukaryota; Metazoa; Arthropoda; Arachnida; Scorpiones; Buthidae. The transcript has 4 exons. Gene Ontology annotation, molecular function: transporter activity. Gene Ontology annotation, cellular component: membrane. The record is from RefSeq and is a predicted model, not a curated record.
UUAGUCGUAUUGAAUUUAUUUUGAAUCUUAAUUAUUAGCCGGACAUUGAUGUGGUCUACUGCAGGAUUCACUUGUGUGACAUUCGCUACUGGUGCUUUAGCCUGGUGGGCACCUAUUUACAUGACAUAUGCAUCAAGCAUUGAAGGUGAAAAUAAAACUGAAGAAAUGGUCAGCUUAAUUUUUGGUGUCAUAACUUGUAUUGCUGGAAUAGUAGGCGUUACAUUGGGUUCUUUAUCUGCGCAGUGGUAUAGACGACGUAAUCCUCGUGCUGAUCCACUAGUUUGUGCUUUUGGACUAUUAAGUAGUGUUCCUCUUGUAUUUCUCGGAAUUGUUAUGGCUCACAAAUAUAUGAUGCUUUCUUGGAUUUUAAUUUUCUCUGGUGAAACAUUAUUAUGUAUGAAUUGGCCAAUUGUAGCUGACAUGCUGUUGAUACAAGACUUACUUUUUAUUAAUUAG